AUGCCAAGGAGAAGGAAAAAUCUUGGGGGAAGCCCAUUUCAGAAGACUGCGAACUCUGAGGAAGUUGUCAUGUCCAGUGUUGCUAGUCAUGAGGAACCAACCACUACUCUUCCUUCCAUGUAUGAGAUCCAAGUUGAUCAGGAUGAACUCUUCACCAGUAUUUCAGAGAUGUUUUCUGAUCUGGAUCCUGAUGUAGUAUAUUUGAUGCUUUCUGAAUGUGAUUUCAAAGUUGAAAAUGCUAUGGAUUGUUUAUUAGAAUUAUCUGCCACUGAUGCUGAGAAAGAAGAAUCCUUUUCAAAAAGCUUACCUGCUUCUGAGAACCAAGAAAGUGUAGCAGGAAUUGAUAUAAUGGAAAAGUGUCCUGAAAAAGAGAAUAAAGAUACAAUAUUGGAUUCUGUUUUGGACAUGCAACUAACUGAAGACUUUGAUUGCUUAAUAGAGGAUGCUUUUGAGACAUUGGACUGUUCUAAUGGCCAAGUAUCUUCAUCUCUUCCCUUGCAAGAUGUUAAUAGUUUAAGUGACACACGUGAGUGUAUAAGUUCAGAUCCGAGUAGCUUGACUCCUGUUCUUUCUUCACAAAAUAAGGAUUUGAACGAUGAAAUUUUACUGAAUUCUGCCUCUACGUUAAGUUUAAACUCCUUAACUUCACAUUUAACUUUGAAUGUGUCCAAAAGUUUUUCAAAGGAUAACACACUGGCACUGGAAGAUAACCAUCCAGAAGAUUCUCUUCUAAAUAGUCCUUUAAAUGUGGCAAAUGACUCCAUCCUGGGUUGUAGCAAUCUCGGUCAAGGACAGAAAGAGCUUUUAAAAGCUCAAUGUGUUGGGACUCAGUUUCCUCAAGCCCCUGUAGAUUGGGAUGACAACGAACCUCAGGCUUCUUUAAAUCUUUCUGUGCAGAAUCCAGAGCUUGAUUUACUAGAUACAGUUGGAGAUCAAAAAUCUACUUCUGCCUCUGAUGUGUUAGUACCUUCUGAAGGGUUCACUUUCAAGCCAUACAAGCCUACUGAACUGACAAGAAAGGGGAAGGAUGUAAAUUACUGCCCAGUACUUACCUCUCUUCCUUUAAUGCUGCCUCCUUGUCCACCUUCACUAAUGUGGAGUCCAGUGAUUCCCACUUUUGAGCUCUUUCAAGGAAACCAUGGCUUUGUAACUCCUGUUGUAACAACAGCUGCACACUGGAGACCUGUCAACUAUACAUUUCCAUCUCCAGUUAUUUCUUAUACUUCCCAAACCAAGAUAUGGAGACAUAAAGAGGGAACCAGUGCUUACCAAGUACGAGAAACUCCAGUUUCUCAGGCUGUAAGAAAGAAAAGAACAUGUUAUGUUGGACUAGUUCUUGUUCUUCUCAGAGGGCUUCCAGGAUCAGGAAAAUCUUUUUUGGCAAGGACUUUGCGAGAGGAUAAUCCAAGUGGAGUCAUUCUUAGUACUGAUGAUUAUUUUUAUAUAAAUGGACAGUACCAGUUUGAUGUAAAGUACUUAAGAGAAGCACAUGAAUGGAACCAGCAUCGUGCAAAAGAAGCAUUUGAGAAGAAAGUAUCUCCUGUAAUAAUAGAUAAUACAAACUUACAGGCAUGGGAAAUGAGGCCUUAUGUUACUUUGUCUCAAAAACAUAAGUAUAAAGUCCUUUUCCGGGAACCAGACACUUGGUGGAAGUUUAAACCAAAGGAACUUGCAAGGCGUAAUAUUCAUGGAGUAAGCAAAGAAAAAAUAAUAAGAAUGUUGGAACACUAUCAGCGUUUUGUUUCAGUGCCAAUAAUCAUGAGUUCUUCGGUUCCAGAGAAAAUUGAACGUAUUGAAUUGUGUGCAUAUUCUUGUGAGGCUAGAAGUACUAGCCCAAAAGACAAUGAAGAUACUACCUCUGCAAGAGAAGAAAAUGUUUUAUCCUCAUCUUUGAAGCACCUAGAGUUAACUGAAGAAAAGAAACAUGAAGUGACCGAUGAAACUGUAUUACACGAGAAUGUUUCAUUUCUCUUUAAUGCAGAUAUAGACAAAGGAAGAAAAGAAAUAAGUAGUAUGGAUCAUAGCAUUCAGAGUGCUUUCAUACAGGAAGGUCCGGACAUGUAUUUUUCUGACUCUGAAAUCAAAGUACAAGUAAUAGAUAAAAAUGAAAAAGAAGAGACAGUAGAAAUGGCUUCUGAAAAACAGUGUACUGAAACUGAUGUAGAUAGUUUGGUAGAUAGUGCAUCACCAAGUAUUUACUGUGAUGAAAAUACUCCAGAAGAUAGUGAUCUUGCAAAGACUAUACCACUUCAAAAUGAAAAUUUUUUACCUGGUGAAGUCCUGGAAGAAAGAGCAACAGUAAAGAAAAAAGCCUUUGGGAACCAAAAAAACAAAUCAACUUUGGAAAAGUUCCAUGGACAUGAGCUAUCAAAUUUUGUUGGUGAUUGGCCAGUUGAAAAGACAGUGGGUCAGAGGACAAAAAGGAACCACAAAACUGAAAAAGCUUUAUCUGAACAAAGUGACAAAAAGUAUAAUUAUCUCCAGUCACACAAACUAAUAGGUAAUAGCACAUCUCUGGAUUUAGAUUAUAUCCAGCAACAGAAGUUUCCACUUGAUUUCGUUGAGGAUGACAAGAAGUCACAGUGUGAGGAUGCUUCAGAAUCCUUCAAUAGCUGUAAAAAUGAUACCUUCACAAAUUCUGAAAAUAAUAUGUCAAACUCAUUCAACAUUGUGAGUGACUGGCCUUCUUUAGCUCAGAGACAGCCCAGAUCAAGAAUGGCAAAGGCUCGUUUCAAUCAACCUGAUCUAGAAUUUGGCAAAGACAAAAUGAGUGAAAUGUCCAUAUACACAGCGCACAAGGACUGUUGGGGCACAAACCCUGAAGAACCAGAAACAUUGGGUAGCUCCACUGUAGGUAGUUCUGAAAUGCUAUCUGGUGAAGUGACCCAGGAGAAUAAGAUUUGUCUAAGUGAAAAGAAUCAUGGGCAGCAUACACUGUGUGUGUCUUUUACCAGUAGUGCUGCCAUUGUUCCUGGAGUAGUGGAGCCACAGAUUUUAGCUGAAUUUCCAGAGGAGACGUCUAAAAGAGUUCCUGGAAUAGAAAUUGGCGUGUGUACCCAGACUGAACCACAGGAUUUUGCUCUCCUAUGGAAAAUAGAAAAGAAUAAAAUUAGUGUUUCAGAUUCUGUCAGAGUAUUAAUAGGAAGAUCAGAAGGUUUUAAACCAGAAGCCUUCAAUAUUAACAUAAAAUCAGAUGUUCAAAAAGCAAUUCCAUAUAGAGUGAUGCAUGAUAAAAGCACAUAUGUCGAAGAAAGUGAGCUUACCAGUGCUGAUGAAUCUGAAAAUCUUAAUAUUCUUUGUAAAAUAUUUGGAUCUUUUUCAGCAGAAGCCCUGAAAGACUUAUAUGAGAGGUGUAACAAAGAUAUUGUUUGGGCCACAAGCCUUUUGUUAGAUUCUGAAAGUAAAUUAUGUGAGGAUACUGAAUCUGACAAUUUUCAAACAUCAAAUAGUGAAUCACAAACUGGGCCAUUUUCUCUGGGAUUAGAUUUGAAGGAAAUUAUUAGCCCAGAAGAGACUUCAGAGGGUUCUACUUCUUCUGCACUGGAAUUUAGGCAUGGAAUUGAUAUCAGUAACACUACUGCGCAAUCUCCCUGUGAUGGGGAAAAGGGAAACUCAGUACAGGCAGAAAUUAGAGCUUUAUCUCCUUAUGCUGUUGUAGAUCUAAAGAAUGCUAGUGAACCACUUCCUAAUAGUCAGGGAGAAUUUUCAGGGUUGUAUAGCAGUAGCCAUUCUUUGGCAGGUGCUUUAAAAGCUACUACCACUAGUGAUGUGAGUGAAAUAGAAAAGAGUCUAGUAGCCACAGAGAUUGGAGACAGUACACAUUCUUCUUUGCAUUUGUCUGAUAUUUUAAACUCUGUAUCAAGCACUUCAAAUCUUGAAUUAGAUGAAGAAAUUUAUUUUACUGACCCUCUUGAGGUUAAGACAAAUGAAAAUCUUUCAGAAGAUUAUGUGAAAUUUCAGAUAAACACAGAAGAAUUUAUGGAUGAAGAUAUGCAGGAAAUGGAGAAAAUGCUAAUGCUAGGGAAUAGUUUGUCAGCUGGAGUUAGUAAAGAAGAUGAAACUGAGAUGUUGACUUCCACUUCAGGGAUGGCCAAAUCUCUGACCAUAGACUGUCUGGAAUUGGCAUUACCCCCUGAGUUGGCUUUUCAGCUCAGUGAAUUAUUUGGCCCUGUUGGUAUUGAUUCAGGGUCUCUAACAGUUGAUGAUUGUGUGGUUCAUAUAGAUUUGAAUCUGGCUAAAGUCAUUCAUGAGAAAUGGAAAGAGUCUGUAAUGGAGAGACAACGACAAGAAGAAAUAUCCCACAGCAGGCUUACACAAGAUCCUUCUGUGGUUGAGCAUAUUGGUCUUAAUAAUCCUGAGCAAAAAUCAACUCAGAGAACAGGCCAAAAAUUACUGAAGACUGUAGCAGCAUCUGAAAUGCUACCCUUAUUGGAUCAUUGGAAUACACAAAAUAAGAAAGUGUCACUCAGAGAAAUAAUUUCAGAAGAAAUUGCCAUACAAGAAAAAGAGAAUUUGAAAAGGGAGUCCUUUAUGUUUGAAAAAGAUUUUGCCACCAAACUGAAGGAGAAGCAACUCUUCGAGAUAUUUCCAUCCAUUAACCAAAAUUUUCUGAUGGACAUUUUCCAGAACCACAACUAUUGUUUAGAACAAACAGUGCAGUUUCUAAAAUGUGUUCUUGAAGGAGACCCUGUAAAAACAGUUGUAGCUCAAGAGUUUGUUCACCAAAAUGAGAAUGUCCCCUCUCAUACUGCACAGAAAUCUAAGGAGAAAAAGGCAAAGAAAUCAAAAGAGACUGAAGAUAUACCAAGUGAACUGUCUUCCCAAGAGUUUGAAUACCCAAUAUAUAAUGACUACAGGGCAAAGGCUUUCUUGCACCAACAGAAGAGGACAGAAUGCUACACCAAGGCCAAAGAAGCUUAUCAGAUGGGGAGAAAAAAUGUUGCCACUUUUUAUGCCCAGCAGGGUAGUCUCCAUGAGCGGAAGAUGAAAGAAGCCAAUCACCUUGCUGCUGUGGAGAUCUUUGAGAAGGUCAAUGCUUCCCUGCUGCCACAGAAUGUGUUAGACCUCCAUGGGCUACAUGUGGAUGAAGCUGUAGAACAUUUGAGGACAGUUUUACAGCAGAAAACUGAAGAAUUUAGGCAGAAUGGCGGUAAACCCUAUCUCUCUGUGAUUACGGGGAGAGGAAACCACAGCCAGGGAGGAGUUGCUCGCAUCAAACCAGCUGUCAUUAAAUACCUCACAAGUCAUAGUUUCAGGUUCUCUGAAAUUAAACCAGGGUGCUUGAAAGUCAUGCUAAAGUAA
Orycteropus afer afer is the source of this 5301-nucleotide messenger RNA. It is a transcript of the gene N4BP2, whose product is annotated as NEDD4 binding protein 2. The transcript is spliced from 16 exons. The record is from RefSeq and is a predicted model, not a curated record. NCBI's taxonomy places the organism in Eukaryota, Metazoa, Chordata, Mammalia, Tubulidentata, Orycteropodidae. The coding region runs from base 1 to 5301 and encodes 1766 amino acids. Gene Ontology annotation, molecular function: ubiquitin binding.